CUUGCAACGCCCAGCCAUCGUCUUUCCCAUCCACCACCACCCAACCUAACUCAUCGCAACCCCCCCCACAACCAUCCUCGAACCGUCCCAAACCCGUCGACAAAAUGUAUGUCAUAUCAAUCUGAACCCGUCGAUGAGUGUUUGUAUUUCCUCAACCACGCCUAUUUAACGAACGACCGCGUCUCCCCCUUUCGCCCGUCAUGACCACCACCCUCGAACGCAGUCUCUCUCGCACGUCGAGCAUGUCCAUACCCGUCUCCAGCCCUAGGCUAUCUCUCAUCCACGAAAGCACUCCUCCGGCCCUCACAGACCCAACCCUAUCGCACAUUCACGACCGCCUGACCCUCUUGGAUUCCCGCUUGCUCGAGCUGCGCUCCAGCGUGCUGACAAAGGAUGGCUACGUUGACCGACGCAACCGCGAAGACGAACACAUCCGCCGCGAAUUCGAAGCCAACCGCUCCGUCUCCAACCGGAUCGACCUGAACGUGGUGGCAUUGAAGACGGAUUUCGACCAGCUGAAGUCCGGGAUUUCCCAGCUCAAGUCCAGCAUCGGCCAGAACGGCAACGAGACCGUUUUCCUUCGUAGCGACGUCGACCGCUUGUCCAAGAAUGUCGAUCAGAUUCAGUCCGAUAUUGAGCACCUGCAGACCGACGUAUGCGGAUGUCGCGUGGAGAUCAGCAAACUCCACGCGACCAUCAGUCAACUUCGCACGGAUCUGAUCACUCUACAACAUGAAACGUCGCGACAUCUGACUUCGGUGUUCAAUCGGUUCUCCCUCAUUGAGGCCCGGAUGAAGCACUCCGAGCGGGUCCGUUUCAACUCGUUGGCCCAUACGACACAUGCCCCGAUCACGCCUGUUCCGGUUGUCGAAGAUGCCGGAUCGUUACAAUGGCCCGAAUACUUCCCUCGCACUGUGUGGCGGUUCUGGUGUUUAAAAAAACGAAGUCGGAUUAACCGGUUGGUGCAACUGGCCGAAUUCUAUCAGCUUGGAGGAUAUGAGUACUGGGGCCGUAUGCAUCAGGAGCAGUCGCUGUUUGCCAGCGAUAGCGACUCGAGCGAUUCCAGUGACUAUCCAUCCAAUCUGAGCCGAGCGGAAGCCGUUCGCUUGUAUCCCGAAGCCGCACACCAGGCCUUGGCUGCAACCCUGGGGCUGGUAUAUUAUAAGAUUCGAAAUGAAGUGGGCGAAGCGCCGAAUGCUGCCAUACCUCGUCCACCCAAGCGCCAGCAGGAAGAGGUCGUUUCCGCGACCUCUAGCACCAAGGGAAAGCCGGUCAAAAUGGCACGCCCACCAACCAUGUCUCCGACUACGUUGAAGAGACUCGUCACUGGACCCUCUCUGGAGUCCAAGUCUUUGACUUCUGAAGAAUCGGACAAGCUUGGCUGGAAUGCCCACUCCGACAUGUCGGAUGACACUAUGAGCAAGCUCCGUGGGAUUGUUUCCGAUGAAGUCGGGACAUUGCUUCGGGCAUUGGAGCGAGGCCGCAUCCGGCUCAAGUCCAAUCGCUCAGAGCGGACGAAUCUGUCGCCCACGGAGUCCAAAGCCAGCUCUCGCAACGGCAAGGCCAUUGAGGGUGAUGAGCCAACCUUGCCGAACACGAUCGCCACUGAGAUCGUGCCUAUUUCCUCGAGUAACGCCGAGAAGAUGGAAGACCACGAGCUUCCAGACACCGCGUCUGAUGCUACGAGCCCACUGACUUGAUCGGCUGUUGGCAUUCUUCCAUCAGAACUACACACUGCAGUUGUGUAUCUCUCCCAUGUCGCACUGAGACUGCCCAACGUCUGCACCGCAGAGGUUAGGUACUAGCUGCGAGGUCAUUCCCUGCCAGGCUUAGUCGCGCCAUCGAUCAAUCGAGGCUGCGGAGCCGCUGGACCGGUCUACUUAGUAUCAGAGGGCUCAGGCGACACUGUUCGCUGUUCGCAAGCGGUUAUACAAGCCGAAGCCGCUUGAUAUAGGCUUUUCAAGCCACCGACACGUGUG
Aspergillus sclerotioniger CBS 115572 is the source of this 1979-nucleotide messenger RNA. RefSeq lists its product as uncharacterized. The transcript has 2 exons. Bases 201 to 1700 code for a protein of 499 amino acids. NCBI's taxonomy places the organism in Eukaryota, Fungi, Ascomycota, Eurotiomycetes, Eurotiales, Aspergillaceae. The record is from RefSeq and is a predicted model, not a curated record.